AUGGUACGGCCCACCUGCCCGGCUCCACCCGGAAGUAGCCGCGGCGGCGGGGUGCGGGCGGUGCUGGCCUCUCCGCCGGAUGGUUGGCUACGCGCUGAGUCCUCCGCCCGUCGUCCCUCCCGAGUCGGCCGGGUCCAUGGGUCCUCCCGGCGACCGCGGGAGCCGCGCUCGGGGGCGCUCCGGGGGCCUCCGCGGCGGCGUCGCCGUGUUCGCCGCCGUGGCCGCGGUGUUCACCAUCACGCUGCCCCCGUCAGUGCCGGGGGGAGACUCGGGGGAGCUGAUCACAGCCGCACACGAGCUUGGAGUUGCCCAUCCUCCUGGCUACCCUUUGUUCACACUAGUGGCUAAGCUGGCAAUGACACUGUUGCCUUUUGGGACGCUUGCCUACCGCGUCAAUCUCCUCUGUGGCUUAUUUGGAGCAGUGGCUGCAGCGUUACUAUUUUUCACCGUUUUCAGGCUUUCUGGCUCGCGCGCCGGAGGAAUCCUUGCUGCGGGGGUGUUUUCAUUUUCGCGUCUAACAUGGCAGUGGUCCAUUGCAGCAGAGGUUUUUAGCUUAAACAAUCUGUUUGUGGGGCUGCUUAUGGCUCUUACUGUACAUUUUGAGGAGGCGAAAACUGCAAAGGAGAGAUCAAAGAUAGCUAAAAUUGGUGCUUUUUGCUGCGGCCUUAGUUUAUGUAAUCAGCACACAAUAGUAAUUUAUGUUUUAUGCAUAAUACCUUGGAUUCUCUUUCGCCUUUUAAAAGAGAAGGAGCUGUCCCUGGGAUCCAUGGCGGCCCUGGCUCUGGCCUUUUCCGCUGGCUUGUUGCCCUACCUCUACCUCCCCAUCUCUUCCUACUUCAACCAGGCCCGCUGGACCUGGGGCGACCAGACCACUCUGCGCGGGUUUCUGACACACUUUCUCAGGGAAGAAUAUGGAACAUUCAGCCUCGCCAAAUCUGAAAUGGGAUCCAGUAUGUCUGAAAUACUGUUAUCUCAAAUAACAAGUAUGAGGACAGAACUCUCACUCAACAUUCAAGCCCUUGCAGUUUGGGCAAAUAUAAGUUCAGCAAGAAGGGACAGACAGAAUUCAUCAUUAGUUUGGCUUUUUGCUGGAAUGCUUUACAUCUACUCAUUGUUCUUUGCUUGGAGGGCAAAUUUAGAUAUUUCAAAACCACUUUUCAUGGGUGUGGUGGAACGCUUCUGGAUGCAGAGCAACGCGGUGGUGGCCGUCCUCGCUGGCCUCGGCUUGGCCACGCUCACGUCUGAGACUAAGAGAGCGCUGAACAGUGGUGGGCUUCAGUGUCUGGAAUGGCUUUCGGCAACUCUGUUUGUGGUUUACCAAAUGUAUUCUAAUUAUAGCAUUUGUGACCAAAGGACCAACAAUGUGAUCAGCACAUUUGCAAAGAACCUUCUAGACUCCAUGCCCCACGAUGCAAUCAUCUUACUCAGAGGUGACUUGCCAGGAAAUGCCCUCCGUUACAUGCACUACUGCGAGGGCUUACGGCCAGAUAUUUCCCUCGUGGAUCAGGAAAUGCUGACGUACGACUGGUACCUGCCCAAGGUGGCGAAGCAUUUGCCAGGUGUCCGCUUUCCUGGGGACCGGUGGAAUCCUGUGGAAGGAGUGUUACCUACUGGAAUGGUCACAUUUAAUCUUUAUCGGUUUCUUGAAAUAAAUAAACAGAACAUGAGGCAAGACCACCCGAACAGAUGCCGCACAGGUUUGUGUGAGUCACCGUUCCAUCCGUCUUCUUGGGAGUCCGUGGCCAAUGAAGAGAUGUGGCAAGCAAGGAUGAAAACCCCGUUCUUCAUCUUCAACCUGGCAGAAACCGUGAAUGUGCCUUCAGAUGUGAAAGCUCAGCUCUAUGCCCACGCGUAUAACCUUUAUAAGGAGAUUGUCUAUUUAUGGAAGAAACACCCAGUGAACUGGCACAAAAACUACGCCAUCGCCUGUGAGCGGAUGCUGCGCUUUCCCGAGAGAGGCGCUGAUGCCGAAGUCCUGUUGUCUGAGACCAUCAGACAUUUCCGUCUCUACGCUCAAAAGGCGCAGAGCGACCCACAACUCGCUGACAUUUUAGCUGCCCUCAAGGACCUAAGAAAAAAACUGCAAAGUUUGAGAAACAUGAAAAAUGUCAGAGACAGCAAAGUGUGAAAAACCUGCUCAUCAUUCAGCUUCCAAGAUUCUGAAGUCCAGAAGUUUUUCCCUUAAGAAAAGAAACAGCAAACUAAGUUAUUCCCCAGAUAUAAGUAACCUGGUACAGCAGGACCGCCUCAUCAGUGUUGGGUGACCAGGCUGUGGCGCUUAAGCAAAAUUCUGUUUACCCUUCGUCACCAAAUUAGCAUUUCUGUGAGCAGCUUUGGAGAAGAGCCUUCCUCCCUAGCACCACCGCCUUUCAGGGCAGGCCUGUGCCUGCCUCCACUUUAGAAGAGAGGGAGCUGUUCUCAUUGACUUCAACUACUGACCAUGAAUCUUGUCAAGAUGGUGCUUUGGGGAUCAGUUUUAUAGGUUAAAUUCUUAAAAUCUUCAUACCAAA
Molecule: messenger RNA, 2510 nt
Organism: Octodon degus (degu)
Lineage: Eukaryota; Metazoa; Chordata; Mammalia; Rodentia; Octodontidae
Gene: Tmem260
Product: transmembrane protein 260
Exons: 16
Coding region: 80-2128 (682 amino acids)
Source: RefSeq, a predicted model, not a curated record